This is a messenger RNA of Cornus florida, 1915 nucleotides long. RefSeq lists its product as uncharacterized. Lineage: Eukaryota; Viridiplantae; Streptophyta; Magnoliopsida; Cornales; Cornaceae. The transcript is spliced from 6 exons. Bases 320 to 814 code for a protein of 164 amino acids. The record is from RefSeq and is a predicted model, not a curated record.
GAUCUUUUAUUUGGAAAACGUUAGCAACUUUAACGGCGUUGACGGCGAUUUUAAUGGCAAUUUCAUCAAGGCGCUAAAAAUUUCAGCUUUGGGGAAGAAUCACUCCCCACGCGGCUCGCUUCAUUCUCUCUUCCAUUUCUCUCUCCACAUCACUUUCUCUAUCUACAGUGAUCAAUAAUAUAUGGCAAGCUAGAUUUCGAGUUUGCAAGAUUUCUCAUAUUUGUCUGUGUCGAAACCCUAAAUCAAUAUCUCUGGGUUGAUCAAAACCUUCUCAAAUUGUUAAAAUAGUUGAGGCAGAGUUGGUGUUUCAUUGACCAGUAUGAUUAGUUCAUAUGCAGACAACUUGUGCAUUUUGCUUUUCAUUAUCAGUUUCAUUCUCAAUGGCCUACCAUUCAGUCAUGGGGACACGAUUGAUAGCAAAGUUUUAAAUGUUGGGGUGGAGCUAUGGAAGGAAACACUGCCAUUACAAAUGGGUUCCCGGCUUUACCAACUGGAGGGGCUUAAACCACAUACGUGGUAUGAAGUGAAGAUAUCAUAUCCAGCUUCUAUACCUUCUAGCUUUUCUCUACAACUGAGGAGAGGUAAUUCAGACUCGGGACUGAAACAAAGAAGAAAACUACUCAAUACUGAAAAGUUGAUAUUCAAAUCUGACAGCAUGGACUUGCUUAGGGACCAGGAUGGAACUUACGUACUGGUGACUGUGGAGCCUGAGGGAUUUGUAGCAAUGCCACAUGUGCAGGAGCAGAAAUAUGUCAUUUUUAACAUAGGGGUAUACUCAGUGAUAAAAAUUGAUAUUGGAUUCCUGAUCAUCUGAGGAUCCGAGGGCCACAAAGUUGCUUUCAAUCUUAUUUGUCUCCACACUUACAACAGGAGUGAGAUAAGUGAUUCUGUAUGUGUAUGUGGAAUGCUUUACGAGCUGAUAGCUAAUUUAAAGAGUUUUAAGUAUUCUCCUUUUUUAUUUUACUGCUUAUUCACUUUAGCGAUAAACUGGAGUUGGGAAAUCAAUUUGUAAUUUAUAUCUAAUGAAUAGCUCUCCAUUCCUGCGUAACAAUCUUUUCUCAUGUUUUCCUUUUGCAAUUUAGAUUAUGCUUUCUGACAGAGCUACGUAGAAAAAAAAGAUUUAAUGUAACCAACCUUAAGUCAUUAGGAUCUAGACUUUGUUGAAUUGAACUGCAUGGCUCUAUCAAAUUUAAAUUCCAAGCAGACUAAAUUAUUUUGACUUUCACGUUUCAUGGUGACAGAGGCUUGUUCAAUUUAACUUCAAUCCAAAUUCAUUAGCUUGAGAUAGUUACUGCUCAAAAAGUGGGAAUUAUUUGAUAUUAAUAUCCGCCGAAAAUGACUUUCCGGGAAAAAAAUAGUUUGUUGUUUUGUGGCUUAUUCGAGUUUCAUGUUAUGACAUCUCAAAUUUGGGCUAUGACAGAUGAGUGGAGUAGGACAAUCAAAGUAAGUAAAUUUCAUCGCCACAACAGCCGUUGAAUGAUGAGGUCUAGAUUUCUAAAGUAACCAUUUUAACUUUCUGUUCUUGUUUGUGGUGAUGGUUUCCAUAUUUCAUCUAUGGUCCUAAUCCUAUUCAUGUUGAUGGACUUGUAUAAAUUAUUAAGUUAUGAACAAAGCACUAAUAGCAUUUAAUUUUUCAUGGGUGCCUAUGUGAUUGAAUGAAUACUGUAGUUUAUGACGUACCUGUUACUUGAAGAUAGUAUUCCUUGUUUUUUCUUUUUUUAACCAAUCAUUGUGUAUUUUAUGUCUGAGAUGGAACAUUUGAAGUGAUAUGAGGUGUUUCAACUAAAUUGGCCGUCCUUUAUAUACAAAUGACUCAGAUUGCUCUGGGACUAGGUCCUUGUGAGAGUCCCAUUGCUUAUUCAUUUUCUUAUCUUCAUGACAAAUUAAAUGAUGUUCUAAUACUUUCCCGUCUUCA